AUGAGUUAUAUGUUUGAAUUGUUUGAUAUUGUGGCUGGUGCAAGAAGAGCUAGCAGAGCGCAGAGUAUAGACCAAAGACAACAUUUGGAAAAUCCGACACACAAUGAAACCAAUACAGAUGGAGGUCCUAUGCCAACUACAGAUAUUUCAGACAAUGAUCCAACUAAUUCAGAUAGCAGCAGUUCCACCGAUGGACACUCUGAUACAGAGGUUGGCAACGAAGAUGGAAUGAUCACAAUUUCACAUCCAAAAAGAGAAAAGAAAACACAUCACCCAAUAAUCAAUAAUAAUAAUAAACCACCUCGAUUAAACCUUACAGCCAUUAAUAAUAGCGUCAAUAGUAAUAAUAAUAGUAACAGUAGUCUUGGCUCAAAUACAUCACCGAGAAAUGCAGCCGUUUUGGAUUCACCAAUUGAAAACAAAUCUACAACAUCACCAAGAACACCGAAAUCACCAAGAACUUUUUCUAUUCAUGCCGGAGACAUUGAACUGGAUAUAGUAGUUGGAUCGAAGGACAAAGAUGGAGCCGACGAGACACCAACACCAGGCGAGCUCAAAGACGACGAACUGGGACAUUCCAAAGAGUUUAAAGUUAAAGAGUCCUAUUUCCAAUGGAAAUAUCUAAAGGGAGCACUAGGUUACCAUGCAUUCCAUUUGUUGAUAGUUGCAAUUGUCACACUGGUUUGUUGUCUAUAUAUCUCAUUCUAUGUCACUUUUGGUAGUCACUAUAUAAAUGUUCCUUACGAAGAAUGGCCACUCUGGUCCAAGGUUUCUUGGGUCAUAACUGGUAUUGUCAAUGAACAGUUUCUUCACAGUAUGGGAUUCGCGAUUAUUCGAUCUCAAUAUGGACACAAGCUGACAAAGUGCCUCAUUCCCUACCAUGUUGUGAUCGCUCUGCUUUCGGCUGCUUUCGAGAUUUACAGUAGAGUCACACGUCUCCAAGGCUCGGUGCUUUACAUCCCCAAGUACAUGCUUGCACUAGCAGAUAUCAUUUUAAUUUCAUAUUUAUUUGGAUAUAAAGUUCUAAAGAAGAAAUUCUUUGUCCUGUGGUUCAGUUUACCGUUUUUAUUUAUGGCAGUCUUUUUAAUUAUAUACGACUAUUCCUUGCUGCCAUUUUUCCUCAAGAAGUCGACUACCGAAAUUACCAGAUCGGUCAUUCGUAUUCUUAUACAUCCAGCAAUCACUGCUGUUUGCCUUUUGGUAUCUAGAUUCUGUGCAAACAUGAUCAAAGACUAUGACAUCCCACCACGCAGUAUCCUUUCACUCACACUCAUUCCAAUUGUGUUCAACACAUUCUAUGGUAGAUUCUUUGGAAACAGUAUGGGUACUUUACUUGGUGUAACUAUAUCCUCACUUGUAUUAUCCUUUACAGAUCUUUUCUGGAAAUGUUCACUUAGAGCUCGUGAUUCAUUUAUUGUAAAAUAUUUAUGCAGAUGUUCAAAGAAUGCAUCUGUUAUUAUGAAGCAUAAUCUACCAAUUUAUGCUGAAUAUCAAUCUUUUGAUUUAAUUUUCGAAAUAAGUUCUAAUUUCAUAUCAACAUUUUUAAUUAUAACUUAUUAUUUGGUAUAUUCACCCUCGGAGCUAGAUAUUGGCUUCCAAUUUAAAGUAAUGGCAAUUCAAUUGGCAUUCUCACUAGGAACUGAAAUCGUUGUAUCAUAUGUGGAAAAUGGAUCAUCUUGA
Molecule: messenger RNA, 1680 nt
Organism: Heterostelium album PN500
Lineage: Eukaryota; Evosea; Eumycetozoa; Acytosteliales; Acytosteliaceae
Exons: 4
Coding region: 1-1680 (559 amino acids)
Source: RefSeq, a predicted model, not a curated record